GGAUUUCCGGUGUCUCCAACCAAUGAGCUGAUUCCACAUGCGGACACUGAACACCGCAUUCGACGCACGCGAGAGCUGCAGCGGACGAACGCGAUUGGUGCAGAUAAGGACGAUAGAGAUUCCGCACCACAGAAGCAGUGGUCGAAGGGAGCCGAGCUGCAACUUAAGCACAUGUUUAAAACAUCUAUUUGAACAGAAUUAUUCUGGAAUUCGCCGUUUCAAAAGAAGAGGAAGGUAUUAAAACAUCCAAUUGAGACUGCGACGUUGAUAUGAAUAAUUCGGUCUCACGGGAACGCUAGCGGAGCACAGCCGGCGAAUUCAAGCGGAGCCAUAGGAGCCCAACAGUUAGCUAGCUGUAGCCUGUUAGCUAUCCGUUAGCUAAGGAGCCGCUAACUCGUCCACUCUCGCAAGACACCUGUACGCUGCGCUGUCUUGUUGUAUAGCUAAUUAACCGGUAACAGUCAACACCGUGGUGUGCUCUUAAUAUUUUCAAGUAUUUUUGUUUUAAGUGCCGGGGUGACAUCAAUAGAGGAGAGAACCGUGACAGAUUGAGGUUGGGACCAACAGUGCGAAACAAACGUUGUCCUCAAGUGGCCGUUCACCAUGGACAACGCACACACAAAGACGGUUGAAGAAGUUUACAGCUUUUUUAACGUGAAUGAAAGCACAGGUCUGAGUUUAGAGCAAGUGAAGAAACAACGGGAACGAUAUGGACCAAACGAAUUGCCAGCUGAGGAGGGUAAAUCCCUUUGGGAACUAGUGGUUGAACAGUUUGAAGACUUGCUUGUGAGGAUCCUUUUACUUGCUGCCUGCAUAUCCUUUGCCCUGGCCUGGUUUGAAGAUGGAGAAGAAACCGUAACAGCCUUCGUGGAGCCUUUUGUUAUACUCCUUAUCCUCAUAGCAAAUGCCAUUGUAGGAGUCUGGCAGGAGCGAAAUGCAGAAAACGCCAUUGAAGCACUUAAGGAGUAUGAGCCAGAGAUGGGGAAGGUGUACCGCCAGGAUAGGAAGAGUGUCCAGAGAAUCAAGGCCAGGGACAUUGUGCCCGGGGACAUUGUGGAGGUGGCGGUUGGUGAUAAAGUGCCUGCAGACAUCAGGCUGUCUUCCAUCAAGUCAACCACACUGAGGGUAGACCAAUCAAUUCUUACAGGAGAGUCAGUGUCUGUGAUCAAACACACUGACCCGGUGCCUGACCCACGUGCUGUCAACCAGGACAAGAAGAACAUGCUCUUUUCUGGGACCAACAUUGCAGCUGGUAAAGCUGUUGGUGUGGUGGUGGCCACAGGUGGUAACACAGAGAUUGGCAAAAUCCGAGAUGAGAUGGCAUCAACAGAGCAGGAGCGCACACCACUGCAGCAGAAGCUGGAUGAGUUCGGACAGCAGCUAUCCAAGGUUAUCACACUGAUCUGCAUUGCUGUCUGGAUGAUCAAUAUUGGACAUUUCAAUGAUCCUGUCCAUGGAGGCUCCUGGAUCCGAGGCGCUGUCUACUACUUCAAGAUUGCUGUGGCUCUGGCAGUUGCUGCUAUCCCUGAGGGUCUGCCUGCUGUCAUCACUACUUGCCUGGCUUUAGGAACACGUCGCAUGGCCAAGAAGAAUGCCAUUGUCCGCAGUUUGCCCUCAGUGGAGACCCUUGGCUGUACGUCUGUCAUCUGCUCUGACAAGACUGGCACGCUGACCACCAAUCAGAUGUCUGUGUGCAGGAUGUUUAUCAUUGAUCGGGCAGAGGGGAAUCACUGUUCGUUAAAGGAAUUCACUAUUACUGGCUCCACAUAUGCCCCGGAUGGAGAAGUGUUCAAUGACGGCAAACCAGUCAGAUGUUCCCAGUAUGAUGCCUUGGUGGAGCUGGCCUCUAUCUGUGCUCUGUGUAAUGAUUCCUCAUUGGACUAUAAUGAGACCAAAGGUGUGUAUGAGAAGGUGGGUGAGGCCACAGAGACGGCUCUCACAUGCCUGGUGGAGAAGAUGAACGUGUUUGAUACAGAUGUUAAAGGCCUGUCCAAGAUCGAGAGAGCCAACGCCUGUAAUUCUGUGAUCAAGCAGCUGAUGAAGAAAGAGUUUACCUUGGAAUUUUCCAGAGACAGGAAGUCCAUGUCUGUGUACUGCACUCCUAAUAAGGCCCGUUCCUCUGUUGGCAAGAUGUUUGUAAAGGGUGCCCCUGAGGGAGUGAUUGACAGGUGCACACACAUCCGUGUAGGCAGUGACAAGGUGCCCUUGACGCCUGGCAUCAAGGAAAAACUAAUGUCUGUGAUCAGGGAAUAUGGAACUGGCAGAGACACCCUGCGCUGUCUGGCUCUGGCCACCCGAGACAGCCACAUGAACAAAGACGACCUGGCGUUAGAGGACUCCACCCGCUUUAUUGAAUACGAGACUGAUCUGACAUUUGUUGGCUGUGUGGGCAUGCUGGAUCCUCCCAGGGCAGAGGUGGCAGCCUCUAUUAGACUCUGCCGUCUUGCAGGCAUCCGAGUAAUUAUGAUCACUGGAGACAACAAGGGGACGGCAGUGGCUAUCUGCAGACGUAUUGGUAUUUUUGGAGAGGACGAUGAUGUUUCUAGCAUGGCAUACACUGGCCGAGAGUUUGACGAUCUGUCACCUGCUGCACAAAGAGAAGCUGUGGUCAAGGCCCGCUGCUUUGCCCGUGUUGAGCCUUCACAUAAAUCUAAGAUUGUUGAGUUUCUGCAGUCCUAUGAUGAGAUUACAGCCAUGACUGGUGAUGGAGUAAACGACGCUCCUGCUCUAAAGAAGGCUGAAAUUGGUAUUGCCAUGGGUUCAGGCACAGCUGUGGCCAAGACCGCUUCUGAGAUGGUGCUGGCUGAUGACAACUUUUCCACCAUUGUAGCUGCAGUUGAGGAAGGCAGAGCCAUUUAUAACAACAUGAAACAGUUCAUCAGAUACCUCAUCUCUUCAAAUGUGGGCGAAGUUGUCUGCAUCUUCCUGACUGCAGCUCUGGGCUUCCCUGAAGCCCUUAUCCCUGUCCAGCUGCUCUGGGUCAACCUGGUGACUGAUGGUUUGCCUGCCACUGCUUUAGGAUUCAACCCACCAGACUUGGACAUCAUGAGCAAGCCGCCACGCAACGCCCGUGAGCCGCUCAUCUCCGGAUGGCUCUUCUUCAGAUACCUAGCCAUUGGAUGUUAUGUGGGUGCUGCUACUGUUGGUGCUGCUGCCUGGUGGUUUGUUGCUGCUGAGGAUGGUCCCAGGAUCACCUUUUACCAGCUGAGCCACUUCCUGCAGUGUGGUCCAGAGAAUCCAGACUUCCAGGAUCUGGACUGUAAGGUGUUUGAGUCCCCUUAUCCCAUGACCAUGGCCCUGUCGGUGCUGGUCACCAUUGAGAUGUGCAAUGCCUUGAACAGUGUGUCAGAGAACCAGUCCCUGCUGAGGAUGCCUCCCUGGGAGAACGUGUGGCUGCUGGGAGCCAUCUGCCUCUCCAUGUCCCUUCACUUCCUCAUCCUCUAUGUGGAGCCUCUUCCAAUCAUCUUCCAGAUCACCCCUCUAAACCUGAUACAAUGGCUGAUGGUGCUCAAGAUCUCACUGCCUGUCAUUCUACUGGACGAGUUUCUCAAGUUUGCCGCCAGGAACUACCUGGAGCCCGGUAAAGAGCUGGAGAAGCCUGCCGGCUCCAAAGGCUGCUGCCUAUCUGCAUGUAUGGAGGGCAUCUCCUGGCCCUUUGUGGCCGUUUCCCUCCCCUUGGUCCUCUGGAUCUACAGCUCCGACACUAACAUGGCCGACAUGUUCUGGUCCUGAUUGACUUGAGCACAACCUCGACUUCCCCCCCCACCACCACCACCAUCACUUCCCUCUUUCCUCUCCCCUCUCCCUCUUCCCUCUCUGCCUUCCUACAUGUGCAUAGCUAGCGAGUGUGUGUGUUCGUAGAGUUAGUGUGUGUACUUGUGUGUGCCUACCGUGUGUGUAUGAGAAGGACCAACUUUAACACAUGAAACGUAACAAAUAAUAUCAGUUGUUAACAUUGAGAAGUCUCCUGGUUUGAGUUGGGAUAGGAUUUGAGAAUGGGUGAGGCUUUAAAUGCUUGUUCGAGUGUUAGAUCAUCACUCCUGUAGCUGUGGGCUUUGUUGCUGGUUUGAAAGAAAAGAUACUGUUGCUGUUUAUUUUUUCUUCUUAAUGUCAAUAUUGCCUUUAAGGUUUAUAUUUUUAAUGAUUUUGGGAACAUAAUUUGUCUCAUGUCACUACAGUUGCAACAGCAAAUUGUUUUGUUUAGCUCCCCCCUUUGUGAAAAGAAAAUUCAAGAUAUCAGAAAUCCAUUGAUCUGUACAGAGAUAAAAUUUUAUGCAACUUUUUUUUUUUUUAUGGCUUUGUAAAUUUUUUGACCAGCGUGGCUUAGACAUUCCGCCUUGAUUUCUUUUCUAAUGUUUACCAUUGUGUCUUCAGUAUAAACUCAGAACUCUUUCAGAGAGGACAAGCUCCGUGUGGCAGAUGAGGACGGGGAAAGGUUUGGGAGUGAACGUUUGAAUGCUCCGCUUAAAUAAAAGAGGGAAAAAAAAAUCCUGAAAAACAAAAGCCGCAUGUCCUGUGAACAAGCAUGAAUUGUAUGUGGUUUCUCAUUUCUAAUUUAAUUGUGUGUGUCCCCCAAUGUUAGAGUAUAAAUUAACUUCAUGGAUGUAAUUGUUUUUUUUUUUUGUUUUUUUUACUAUAAUGAUUUGAAAAUAAGCCAGUUUUUCUGCACUGGGCAGAGCACAGCUACCUCAAUAUGAUAAAGAUUUGUUUGGUUUUUUUUGUUUGGUUUUUUUUUUUUUUUGCUCAUCUCUAGAUGCUUUUCCUAAGCGGUCUUGCUAAAGCGUAACAUUUGAGGUGUGCCCCUAUUUGCUUGUGCAGAAAACAGAACAAAAUUUUCCUUCCCUAUAACAUUUUUAAAGGAUAUAUAUUGUUUGUAUUGAUUUUUGACAUUAACUUUAUUUGUGUCUUGCAUUGGAGACAGAACUGAGUGGGGAUGAUGUAAUUACCAUCUCCAUUGCGUUUGAUUCAAAGGACCGUAAUGUAAAAGUCUUACGAAAAAAAAAAUACUAAUACAGAAAGUACUCCAAAUUAACGUGGAUUGCAAAUAAGGACCCAAAAUGUUGUUUUUUUACUUAAAGGAAAAAUACACUCAUAAACCCUUUGAAUCAAAGUGUUUUCUGUCUUUAUUUAAUACUAGGCCAAUGGUUAUCAACAUUAUUCAUAUCCAAUGUUUUUUGUAUGUGCAUAUUAUACUUGAAUACAGAUCAUUUCAAACAUGAA
Molecule: messenger RNA, 5220 nt
Organism: Siniperca chuatsi (mandarin fish)
Lineage: Eukaryota; Metazoa; Chordata; Actinopteri; Centrarchiformes; Sinipercidae
Gene: atp2a2b
Product: ATPase sarcoplasmic/endoplasmic reticulum Ca2+ transporting 2b
Exons: 23
Coding region: 604-3732 (1042 amino acids)
Biological process (GO): intracellular calcium ion homeostasis; calcium ion transmembrane transport
Cellular component (GO): membrane
Molecular function (GO): ATP hydrolysis activity; P-type calcium transporter activity; ATP binding
Source: RefSeq, a predicted model, not a curated record